AUGUCUUUGGAGUUCGGUUCGGACAACACCCUUCAGAUAAGAUGCUCCUACAUGAUAGAAAAAUAUAAAAAGAAGCUGCAAAAGGUGAAGCAGCUUAAGAGGGAUAUCAAGGCGUCGCUCGAGAAAAAGAGUAAAGAGUUCUACAUGGACAGAUAUUUUCUCAAUAAAGAAAAAGAGCACCUGUACAGCGAACUGGCAAAAGAGAAGGAAAAAAUGGAAAUAGAACAUCUCGAAAAAACGAAGGAACUAUACAACAGCUACUUUGCAGAUAUAUUUUUGUACGAACAGGAAUAUUACCAGUGUAUUUAUAAAGUGUUUAAGAAUUUGCUACUGAAGAAGGAAGAAAUUGACGACAAGGAAAGGCGCGUUCUUAAGUUGCAAGAACACGCUCGGAUGACGCUUUCAGACAGGAACGUAAGCGAAGGGCUGGGCGAAAAGAUAAGGGAAAACAAAAACGCACACUCAAACGGAAACGAAGCUGUGGAAAAAAAAACUGGACGUGCUUACGGGGCCUCGGACAACCAUCAGGAGAAAACGGAGCAUGGCCAAGACGACAACCAUUUCGACAUAGACAAUCUAUGCGAUCUUAACAUUAACGAAAUUUAUCAAAGCAUCAUACUGGACCAAGGAGAACGUCCACACAACUUAAGCAACAAAGGUGAUGAAUUCUCGAAGUCCAUUACGGGGCUGAUUCAAGAGGGCACGCAUUCUCCCCAGUUCUUGGAUGAACAGUACGAAUUUGGCACUGAACAAUGUGGCAGGGAACAAUCUGGCAGUGAACAGUGUAGCAAUGUGUCCAGAAGGGAAGGAAGGGAUCGUGGGGAAGAAGGAAUAGAAAAAAGUGCCACAUGUAAGAAACACGAAAUUUUGGAGCUGAGUUCACUAGGAAAAGGGAACGCCCCCACAGAAGAGCUACGUAACCGACUCAAAAGAGAAGACAAUUCCGAGUAUGACGAGGCGAUCCAAGAAAAUGUUCCCACUUCGCUUGGACAACUCAGGCAAACAGACUGGCACGCCGGAGGGGGAAGAGAAGCUGAUGGGCAUUAUCCGCAAGAUGUACGUUAUAAGCAUGGCGUAAUGGACUGGGACGACGCAGCCGAGGAUGACCACUCAGGUGGGGGAAAAAAGGUGACCCACCGUGAAGACGACAAAGAGAGCACCCAUUCCAAAUCGGGAGGAACAGAACAAUGCGAGGAAAUGAGCGAAGAGCGAGAAGAAGGCGAAGAUGGCGAAGUAGAGCCAGGUGGGAGCAUCCAUUUUGUUCACCAAAAAGAAGAAAUAAAAUGCCUGGCAAAUGAGGAGACAUGUAAAGGGGAAGAAGAUGACCAAAGUGAGUACGACCCAAAUGAGUACGACCCAAAUGAGUACCCCCCAAAUGAGUACCACCCAAGUGAGUACCACCCAAAUGGUAAUGAUGCAUACAUAACUAGUGAACAUUUAGAAGCUGCGGAAUGUAUGCAAGGCGAGGAAGCGGAUGAACGGCAUCGACGCAGCGUGAUCGAUGUUAAUCCGCUGAGCCACGCAGUUAAAGAAGAACUAAGAAAUAACGACCUUUUUGAAAAGAGUGAGGUCGAAAAUCGGCAACAGGAUAAUGCCGAACUGGACCAAGUGAUAGAAAAUAACAUCGACUUUAAUAUAUCGAGUUACUUUAGUGGAAGCUACGACGACAUCGCUGAUUGUGCGGUGUUAGAGAGGAUCGACGAAGAGGUGGUUGCACUGAACGAUGAUGGUGGCGAUGAUGACGGCGAUGGUGGUGGUGAUGAAGAUGACCUCUAUUAUGGAGAUGACGAACCGGAAUAUGACAUGAUCAAAGAGCGCGACUCGGGUGUGGAUCCGGAAGAGCUGAAGGACUCCUCCGAGAAGGACCACGGCAGAGAAGGGGACACACAAAAUGGGGAAAUCUGCACAGUAGGGGAUCCAACCGAGCAAAUGAAUCCGAACAGACAAAUCGGCCUCGAACUGCAGAGAAAUCAAACCAGUCCCAUAAAAAAAGAGGAAUACCCGCCCCAAGGAAACAACCCCUUCUCAUCCUUCAAACAGCACAUUAACAAUUUCUACACUGAAUAUGAACACAUGAGAAGGUUCAAUGAAAAUAACCACAAUAUUAAGUCAUCCAUUUUUAACACUCUGUAUAGUUACGACAACGACUAUUCCAUUCCGAUAGAGAAGAUGAAAACCUUUGAGAAUUACGUGGAGGAGAUUGGUCAGCUGGAGCCUUAUGAGCAUAUCUUAAGCUUCAUCAACGGAGGGGGUGAGGAGCAGCCUGCUGCGGAUUGUGAUGAUGACCCGAAUGAAAGCUCUCAUGUUAUAAGGGACAGACCAGUGGAGACUGAGGUCAACUCCAAUUUGGGCCUACACACAGUUAAAGAACUCAUAAAUUACGUGAGUGCAAGCGCCAAGGAAAACCAGAAAGAGCCAAGCGUCUUCAAAAAAAAGUACAGAGAGAAUGAAACAACGCUUCAAUAG
Molecule: messenger RNA, 2466 nt
Organism: Plasmodium inui San Antonio 1
Lineage: Eukaryota; Apicomplexa; Aconoidasida; Haemosporida; Plasmodiidae
Exons: 4
Coding region: 1-2466 (821 amino acids)
Source: RefSeq, a predicted model, not a curated record